This is a messenger RNA of Lactuca virosa, 957 nucleotides long. The record is from the annotation of a GenBank genome assembly. NCBI's taxonomy places the organism in Eukaryota, Viridiplantae, Streptophyta, Magnoliopsida, Asterales, Asteraceae.
AUGAAGAGAUGCUCUGUUUUCAAUAGCCUGAAUGGUGGCUGUGGCUGUGGCCUCUGUGCUAUCAUUAAUCACAGCCCACAAUUCUCUCUCUUUGUCCCUGUUAACCUCCAUCGCAGCCGUCUGCAACGUGUCUCCCUGAACACACAUUCUGAUAAAGCCUGUUCUCUCUCCUUCCUUCCUCCUACAUCGAAUAUAAACUUCAGAUACCUCUCCCUCUCUAUCUUUCUAAUUCUCUCUCUUCUUUCCUCCAUAAAACCCCAUUUUCAUCGUCCCAAAUCCCCACUUCACAACCAUAUUAAAAUGGCAUCAGAUUCCUCCGACCAACGCCGAACAACCACCGCAAAGAACCACCACGUCGGGCUUGGUGCGCCGCCUUCGGAGCCUGAACACCUUCCUUGCCCACGAUGUGAUUCCACCAAUACCAAGUUUUGUUACUACAACAACUAUAACUUUUCUCAGCCGCGUCACUUCUGCAAGUCAUGUCGACGGUACUGGACACACGGCGGCGCUCUCCGGGACAUCCCUGUUGGUGGUGGUACUCGGAAGAAUGCUAAACGUGCACGUAUCUCCACCGCCACUUCCCAUGACAACUCCUCCGUUUCCUCUGGUAUAGAAUACCACCACAUUUCUGCCACCUCCACCACCACAUCCGUCGCCUCCAUCCCUAUCUUGAUGUCAUUUGCCGGAGAUCACGGUGGGUCCGGGCACUGUGGGAGCUUCACGUCGCUUUUGAGUAACACUCAAAGCCCGGGGCUUUAUGGGCUUGAUCAAGAUUUUAGCUUUGGCCUUGGACGAACGAUUUGGCCGUUUUCCAGUAUUGGAGACGGCGUUGUUGCUGGUAACGCCGGCAGCGGCGGCGGUGGGAAUACGUGGCAGAUGGACAGUACAGACGGUGGUGGAGAUUAUUUCGUUUUCCCGGAUCUUGCGAUUUCCACACCAGGCAAUGCCAUGAAGUAG